ACCGCCUCGACUCCUCCGGCCGAAGUGACGGAUGGAGGUGCUGCGCGCUGGGCACCGGGAGCCGAGGGGCGUUAGUGCAGAUCGGCCUCCCCGUCGUCUACAGGCACGCCUGGCGUCUUCCGAACGCGUUCGCCCAAUCGCCCCUUCACUCUCUUUUCAAGUUCAGCUCAGGUGCAGCGUGACAGUUACGGAGCCCGGGAGCUGGCGUCCGCCGCCGCCGUCGCGGCAGCAGCGUCUGCCUCCGCGCAGAAUGCGCCUCUCCCGCGGUACAUACCUGGCAAAGUGCGCGCCGGGGCUGAGUUGCAUGGACUUUCUCCUCGUCGUGCACCCGGAAAGGGAAAAGCCGAGAGAGCAGCUCGCUAGCAGCCGAAUCCCAGGCGCCCAGAGUACAAAUGCAGCUCAAGCGAGCUCUCCCCCUUCUCCCAUCCCCCCUUGCUUCUCUCCUCCUUUUCACCUUCCAAACGCCAGGCGCAGGCGAGCCGAGCUGCAGCAACAAGUUCAAAAGGUUCUGAGAGGCGUCUGCUGCCUUUCCCUCCGCUUGACCUUUCUCCGCCCCCGCCCCCUCCGGCUCCUGCGCUCCACCCCAGCCACCCACCGGCCCCGGCGCAAAAUGUCACCGAAGGAGAGCGUCCAGGUGGAUCUGCCGGGGAGGAGAGCGAGCCUGGUGGAACAAAGGGAAGCUUCAAGCGCUCGGCUGCGGCGGUUCGGUGAAGGAGAGGAGCGCGGGGAUCGGUGCCUGGCUUCCGCCUCCCUGGGACCUGGUUCAACGCGAGCGUGGGAAAAAAGGGAAACAGAGAGAGAGGCUGGGAAGGAGGGUGAGCCGAGCGGAACGCGCAGGAAUUGGUUGUCUUCUGGGGGCUACUGGGUGACAAGACCUGCAAAACCCCGCGGCGGAAUUUUUAAGUUGCAUUUCCGUCUCUUUAUUCGUGCAAACCAGAUGUUUGCAGGCGUUAAUAUGUCAUCUAGCCAACUUGCCGAAAAGUCAGGCAGUCUCCUUGGUCCAGGUCUCGCCGCAACUCCUUUUCGCGUCCUCUGAGAAUGACAGGAAGGAUUUAGAUCCCUUUUCUGAAUGUCAGCAUCUAGAGAGACGUGAGUGUCUGUGUGCGCGUCCCCUUCACUCUCUCUCUGCCAUAUCUGCGCAUAUCUAAAAUGGUUAAAGUAGUUAAAGGUGUCAGUGUGAGGAGUAAGUGAUAUGAUGUGAGAGUAGGUAACUGUCGCGGCCAACCGUUUUGUUUUUCUUCUACCCCGCCCCCCAGUCAUUAAGAAUCUUCCUAAAAACCAACAUUACCUUUAUCGCCACUAGAUGGCGUGAGUGGAGAGAAGUUAAAUCUACACCGAAGGUUCGGAUGCUUUAGAAAGGUGAAGGAUCAACAAAUUGACCCGAGAGAUCUAUCACAUAAAUAUCCUCAAAUCCCCCACACCCCACCCACCUUUAGAGUAUUUAUAUGAGAGUAACUACUUAGGCUUGAGCCUGCAUUUUGAUGCAGGAAUGAGAUGUGGAGUUUCCCGUUGAAAUACCUUUUAAAAAUUAAAUUUAGAUUACUGAUGAGUAAUAAUGAUAUUAAUAACAAUAAUAAUAAUGAAGGCCAUAGGAAAUACUGAAGCUUCAUCUGUGUUGUUUAAGGAGCGAAGGCUAACUUCUGUGUGAAAAUGACCUUUCCCAGGCUUGGUUUGACUGUUCUUGGUUUGUAAAGGAAGUGGACUGUGAUGUAUUCUUGAAUUGACUUUCAGGCCUUAGAGACCUUAGAGACAAAACGGGUUAACCUUAAAAGUCUGAAAUGUAAUACGUCGAUAAAAGAUAGGAACUGAAAAAAAAGAGUAUACAGUAAAUGACCAGAGAAGGAGAAAAACGAACCUCAUGAUGUACAGGAUUUUCUGUAGAGAUGGAAAGAUAUUUUUUUAUUGUUUAUUGGUGUAGAGGUUUAGGGAAUCCCAUGUUAGUAGUUAAUAAAGUCGGGGCUAAUGCACCGUGUAAGCUUAGAAAUAGAACUGAAGACACCUGCUGUUUAUCUGUUUGUAUUACUUGAAGUGAAAGAUGCUUGUAACAAUAACCUGCAUAACUGAAAAACAAACACUUUAACUGGAAAAGAAAUAAGGGUACUAUUUAAUUAUUACUGUAAGAAAAUUAACCCUUUCCUAAUCUGAACAAUAAGGUAUCAUCAUAACAGGUGCAUCCAGAGAGUGGAGAGACAUGAAUAUUCAAUUGAUGCCAAAGUGGUGUGCCAUCCUGUAGAAAUGGGGCAAGUGACCUAAAUAGAGCCUUUAAAACUUCCCUGCAGGAAACCUAACACAAAUAUAAACCUAGGUGUUUAACUGCACAAAAACCCCUAGAUAAGCAAGAAUAUAAAAUCUUCAGUUUUAAGGUUUUAUGAUCUGCUCUCCCCCACUCUCUGCAAGCUUCUUGAUAGAGUGGAAAGAAUGUGGGCUUACAAGUUAAAACACAUCUAGAUUCACAUUCUAGCCCAAGAAAUUACUCAGACUAUGUUUCCAUUGGCAAAUUACUUCACUUUUGUUUAGAAAUUAUGGAUGAUAAAACUUUUUACUCCUUACUGUGAAGAGUAAACAGGAAAAUACUUCUGAACACUGAUGUGGAAGUCAGCAUACACAGAGGGUACUCAAUAUCAAUUUCUUUUUACUUUAAUGCACAGUGGAAAUUUAUAUUAUAUCCAGCCUGUAUUUGAAAUUCUCACAUUUUUUUAUGUUUACUUUUGCCACUGAGUUCAAGAGUCCCCUUGUCAUGAUAUGCUGGUGACCCUGAUUUUUUAAUACUCAUUCCUGCAUUGAAAUGAUGUUAUGUACACAAAAUCCAGCAUAACACUCUAUAUGUUUCUGUUACCCCGGGUUCCUAUUCUUCCUUCUCAUAUUGUCAUUUCACAUACUCUGCUUGGUGCUGGAAAGAAGCCUCAUGGUGGACACAGAUUGUGUUCUGUUCUUCACCAGUUUUCCCCCACAAAGACACACACUCAUCCAGUAAUUCCUGUAUAUUCCACCCUGUUUCCCAAUCCUUAUUGUUCACCUUAAGUGAUUUUUUAAAACUAUUUUGAGAUAAUUACAGAUUCCCACAGAGUUGUGAGAUGUAAUAGAGAUGAUUCCUUAUAUUAUCAACUAGGUUCCACCAAAGAUAACAUCUUGCAUAUUACAGUACAAUAUCACGACCAGGAAAUUUACAUCGAUACAAUCCACCCACCUUAUUCAGAUUUCACCAGUUUUACAUACAUUCAUGUUUCUGUAUUAUACUUAGUUCUGUCUAGUUGUAUCAUACAUGUAAAUUUGUGUGACCACCAUCAAGGUAAACAGAAGAUUCCCACCACAAAGCCCAGCUCUCUCCUUCCCUCCCCCUUCCCUGUCCCUUGUCAACCACUAAUCCAUUCUCCUCUAUGAUUUAUCAAUUCAAGAAUGUUAUAUAAAAGCAACCAGGCAAUGGAACCUUUCAAGACUGUCUUAGUUUACUCAGUAAAAUUACGUUAGACUCAUCCAUGCUGUUGCAUGUAUCAAUAGUUUAUUCCUUUUAAUUGCUGAAUAUUACCACACUUUGAUUAAGCAUUUACCCACUACAGGACAUCUGGAUUGGUUCCAAUUUUUGACUAGUAUAAAUAAAGCUUCCAUGGAAAUUCAAGUACAGGUUACUGUGUGAACGUAAGUUUUCAUUUCUUUAGGAUAAAUACACAAGAAUGCAAAUGCUGGGUUGUAUGAAAGAUGUAUGCUUAGUUUUGGGAGAAGCUGCCAACUGUUCUUCUAGAGUGGCUGUACCAUUUUAUAUCCCACCAGUAAAUUAUAAGUUAUCUAGCUUUUCAGAAUCCUCACCAGCAUUUGGAAUUAUCACGAUUUUUUUGUGUAAGCCAUUCUUAUAGCAUAUAGUGACAUGUCAUUGCAGUUUUAAUUUGCAUUCUCUAAUGACUAAUUUUGUUAAACAUAUUUUUAUGUGUUUAUUUGCCAUCUGUGUAUUUUUCAGCAAAAUAUAUGUUUCUGUCUUUUGCUUAGUUUUAAAUGGAUUGCUUGCAGUUUUUUUACUGUUGAUUUUGAGAGUUCUUCAUACAUUCUAAAUAACUGUCCUUUGUCAAAUAUGUUCCUUGCAAAUAUUUUUUCCUAGUCUGUAGCUUGUCUUUUCAUUCUCCUCAGAGGAUUUUCUGGAAAGCAAAAUUUUCUAAUGCUAAUGAGAUCCAUAUUAUGAAUUUUUCCUUUUUAUGGAUCAUGCUGUUGGUGUCAACUCUAACAACUCUGCCUAGACCCAUGUUCCCAAAAUUUUCUCUAUUUUUUUCUCUAUGUUUCAUAGUUUUACAUUUUAAACUUAAGUCCACAAGUUAUUUUGAGUUAACUUUUAUAUAAGGUAUGGUGCUUAGGUCGAAGUUCUUUAUUUUUUGCCUAUGGUUAUCUGAUUGUUCCAGAACCAUCUGUUGAAAAGUCUAUCCUUUCUAUAUUGAAUUGUUUCUCCAUCAUUGUCAAAAAUAAAUUGAGUAUAUUUUUGCAUUCUAGUUUUAGGUUCUCUGUUUUGUUCCAUUGAUAUGUGUUUCCCCUCUCACUAAAAACACACUUGCUUGAUUACGUAGCUGUACUCUUAAUUAAAGUUGUUCCUGCCACUUCAUUAUUCUUUUUCAGAGUUGAUUUAGCUCUUCUAGCUUCUUGCCUUUCUAUGUUAAUUUUGAAAUACUAUGUAUUUCAAAACAAAAAACCUUGCUGGGAUUUUAAUAGGCAUUGCAUUACACCUAUAAAUCAAUUUGAGGGAAUGGACAUGUUUAUUAUAUUGAAUCUUUCAAUCCAUGAGCAUGGUAUGUCUCUCCAUGUACUUAACUUGUUUUAUUUCUUUCAUCAGUAUUUUGAAGUCUUCAGGAUACAAAUUCUGUCCCUGCUCUAGUACCUUUAUACUAAGUAUUUAAUUUUCUUUGAUGCUAUUAUAAAUACUAUUACAUGUUUUUUAAAAUCUGGUUUCCAUAUAUUCAUUGUUAAUAUAGAAAUGCAAUUGGCUUUUGUGUGUUGAUCUUGUACCUGCAAUUUUGUUGAACUUCCUUAUUAGUUCUUGGGCUUUAUAUAGUGACAAUCAUCUUCAUGACCUAAAGACUCUGUUUUAUUUCAUCCCUUUUAGUCAUAUACCUUUUAGAGUUUUUUUAUGCUCUUAUAAUCAUGUCACUACCUCUUUAAAUAUCUUCCAGUGAUUUCAGAAAUCAUUCCUUA
Manis javanica (Malayan pangolin) is the source of this 5169-nucleotide messenger RNA. RefSeq lists its product as uncharacterized. The record is from RefSeq and is a predicted model, not a curated record. Lineage: Eukaryota; Metazoa; Chordata; Mammalia; Pholidota; Manidae.